UCUAUUUUCAAAUCAAUUCCAAGGAUCCAAUUGCCCAAAUCGUGAAUGGUGAAAGCCGAACUCUUUUCCUCUCCUCCACUCUCUUGUACAGACGGCUCAAACUCCAUUCUAUAAUUCCAUUCAAAUCAAAGAAGCAGCAGCACCGACGCCACGAGGAGGAGAAGGAGUUGCCGGAGCCCAGAGCCGCCAACGAUAUGAUCUGCUGCCGUCUGCCAUUUCUACCUUCUGGUCUCGACUGAUGAUUGCUGGGGAAAUCAAGAUAACGCAUUUUUGAGGACCCCAAAGCUGUAAGAUCUGGAAGGGCAUCUAAAUUGAGCACGUGAAAGUAAUUGCUCUUCCCCUUCCCUGAAUGUGGUAUUUUAGUUAGUACCAAAGUGUUGCAAGUUCAAGUGCAGUGGGAAUCGGAUGGAUGAUUUUUUGAAGAGCAACACAUUUGCAACCCAUGCAGUUGCUGCUGUAGGGUCUGUGGCAUUAGGCACUGCUCUCUCCUACCCUCUUGAUACUCUCAAAGUCCUUGUGCAGGUGGGCUCUGGUUCUAGGAAACCGCUAUCUAUGGCUCAGGUUCUCGAUAGAGUCCGAGCUAUCUCUGGAUAUUCAGGUUUGUACAGUGGUAUUGGUUGGUUGAUUACUGGUAGAGCAUUUGGCUUGGGAUUUCGCUUUGGUGUUUAUGAGAUAUUGACAGCAUUCUAUAAAGAUGGUCGUGAAGACAAUUAUGUGUAUUUCUCUGAAGCUCUAAUGGCAGGACUUGCUGCUGGAAGUGCGGAGUGUCUUGUAAGCUCUCCAUUUGAACUUAUUAAACUCCGUGCCCAGGUGGCUUCUGCUUCUCGCAUUUCACGCCCUCCACCCAUUGCUGAAAUGAGUGCUGUUCCUCCUUUAAUUGCAAGGUUACUGCCUGGAUAUUCACUGGACAUGAGGGCAAUGAGUAGCUCGGUCGGCCUUUUGUCCACCUUGAAUAAACAUGCCAAUACAAUAGAUGCGUUGAAAGAAUAUCCAUGGAUGAUGACAGGAUCUGGGAGACCUCCACCUGUCAGUAAUGUUAGAAGGCCAUCAGAUGUAAUCAGUUUGGAAGGAUGGGGUGCUCUAUGGAGAGGCCUUAGACCUGGAUUAGUCCGAGAUUCCAUUUUUGGUGGUGUAUUUUUUUCAAGCUGGCAAUUUUUACACAGAGCGAUGCUGGAAUGGAAAGCGGUUGGAAUGGAUCCGAUACCCAGGUUCGAUGAAGAAAUUGGUCCAUUGUCUCCAGUAGCUGUUAGUCUUGCAGCUGGAGUUUCUGGUUCAAUAGCUGCAGCUGCUUCUCAUAGUUUCGACACAGCCAAAAGUCGAUCACAGUGCAUUGUGCUCCCUAAGUUUGUAUCCAAGGAGAGGAAAUUCCUCAAAUGGAAUAGACCUGGAAAGAGAUUUGAGAGACUCACCGGGAUCCACCCUGCAGAUAGGAAUAUACUGAUGAAUGGCAUAUGGCUGCGGAUGGCUCGUUCUGGACUUGCAUCGUUUGUGGUUGUCGGAACUUACUUCUGGGCAGUUGAUCACCUGGUUUCGCCAUGAAUAGUAAGACAGCUUUAUUUCUUAUGGAAUGAAAUGGCAUUCUUCUUUGAUUCUUAGCGAGAAAUCUUCGAGUGCUGCCACUAUACAAUUUAUCUUAUUGAAGAGUUCAUCUUGUUGAGUAUGCAAGUUAGACUUGCUAGAAAGGAAAUUUUUGUUAGUAAAAAAUAAUUUUGAAAAUCAUGAUUGGUAAAAUAAGUUUUGACUUGCAAGAUUUGUAAUAGAUUUUGUUAAGUCUUUAAACUUUGCUCUCUCUUGUAAUCUUUAUUCCUAUGUAGUGGACUUUGUUGUACCUUAAAAUUAUUAUGUAGUGGAGGAUGGACAUCAGCCAUUGUAAGCUAAAUUUGGACCGAAUUAUCUACGGCUCCCAAAUUUUAAAAAUUUGCAUUCCAAAUAA
Molecule: messenger RNA, 1933 nt
Organism: Olea europaea var. sylvestris
Lineage: Eukaryota; Viridiplantae; Streptophyta; Magnoliopsida; Lamiales; Oleaceae
Exons: 7
Coding region: 406-1539 (377 amino acids)
Biological process (GO): transport
Molecular function (GO): transmembrane transporter activity
Source: RefSeq, a predicted model, not a curated record